CGAUUGUUUUACAAUAGAGUUGCCACCCCUACCGCUCCGUCUCGUGUGCCUGUUAAAAAAUAUUAAAUAAUAUUAAACGAGAUAGAUUUAGGCGGAAAAAAGUGCGUAAAACAAGAACUGAAGGUUGUGCCAACGGCCAGAGACUCGAGUUUUGUGGCAGCAGUGCAAGAGCAGUCGGAUAAUAAGGAUUCAAGCUAGAGAGACACUGAGAAUGAAGCGCGAAAUGAUCGAUUCAGAGGAGGGACCACAGGACCAGAAGCGCAACCGCCGCACCGAGGAGACUGUUCGCAUACUUAUCCCCAGCAGUAUUGCGGGCGCUGUUAUUGGAAAGGGAGGACAACACAUCCAGAAGAUGCGUACUCAGUAUAAAGCCACUGUGUCCGUCGACGAUUCCCAAGGCCCCGAACGAACCAUCCAAAUAUCGGCGGAUAUCGAGUCCACUCUGGAGAUAAUCACAGAAAUGCUAAAGUACUUUGAGGAGCGCGAUGAGGACUUUGAUGUACGUCUACUGAUCCAUCAGAGCCUGGCCGGGUGCGUUAUCGGCAAAGGUGGCCAGAAAAUCAAGGAGAUUCGAGACCGCAUCGGUUGCCGCUUCCUGAAGGUCUUCUCCAAUGUGGCGCCACAGAGCACGGAUCGCGUCGUGCAGACCGUGGGCAAGCAGAGCCAGGUGAUCGAGGCGGUGCGCGAGGUGAUCACCCUCACCCGCGACACACCCAUCAGGGGCGCCAUACACAACUAUGACCCCAUGAACUUUGAUCGCGUCUACGCCGAUGAGUACGGCGGCUAUGGAACCGGAAGCGGAAGCACCCGACCCAGCCAGCGCGGCAAUAACCGCAACGGCGGAGGCGCUGGAGGCGCUGCCGGUGGAGCCACUGGGGGCAACGGUGGAGGUUUCGGUGCUGGCGGUGGUGGUGGCGGCGGUGGUGGCCGCGGGAACGCCGGAGGACGUGGCGGUGCUGAUCGCUUCGGCGGAGCUGGCGGUGGUGCUGCUGCGGGUGCUGGUAUGAGCCAGCGGGAUAACCUGUUCAUCAAUCCCUGGGCCAACGGAGGCGGCGGUGGCGGCGAUGUUGAUGGCUUCGGCAACAAUGGAGGCACUGGCGGCUUCUCAGGCAACAGCUUCGGAGGGGGCUCAGGAGGUCCCUUCGGAGGAGGCAACAGCUUCGGCAACAACGGUUUCGGAGGAGGUCCCGGGGACUUUGGCGCCAAUUCUGGAAACUUUGGCCAGAGCCAGGGCAGCAACAGCCUGCCGAGCCUGGGCAGCUUCGGCCAGAACCCGGGCGGCAACAACAGCCUGCCGAGCCUGAGCAGCUUCGGUCAGAACCCGGGCGGUGCUGGUGGACUAGGCAACGGCCUGGGCGGUGGUGGCGGUGCUAACAACGGGGGUGUCGCCCCGCUGGGCGGUGCUAACGGCGCUGGUAGCUUCAACGCCGGCGGCGGCACGAAUGGAGGACCCAACGGCAGCUCCAACACUGCCGCCAACAUACCGCAGGGCCAUGAUCCGAACAACAGCACGCAAGUCACCAUUCCAAAGGAGUUGGCUGGAGCUAUUAUUGGCAAGGGAGGCGGCCGCAUCCGACGCAUCCGAAACGAAUCCAGUGCAUACAUCACCAUCGAUGAGCCGCUGCCCAACUCGAACGAUCGCAUCAUCACCAUCUCGGGCACGCCCAAGCAAAUACAGAUGGCCCAGUAUCUGCUGCAACAGAGUGUGCACGAGAACGGCAGGCGAAACAUUUAAGUGGGCAACAACUUGAACACAGGAGCAGGAGCAGGAACAGGAACAGGAGCAACACCAUCGAAA
Drosophila bipectinata is the source of this 1798-nucleotide messenger RNA. RefSeq names its product Heterogeneous nuclear ribonucleoprotein K (gene HnRNP-K). Lineage: Eukaryota; Metazoa; Arthropoda; Insecta; Diptera; Drosophilidae. Gene Ontology annotation, cellular component: nucleus; cytoplasm. Gene Ontology annotation, molecular function: mRNA binding. Gene Ontology annotation, biological process: regulation of mRNA splicing, via spliceosome; regulation of transcription by RNA polymerase II. The record is from RefSeq and is a predicted model, not a curated record.